UUCUACAUUUGACAGCAGUUUCAUCGAUUCCAUACGAAGUGAGAGCCCAAAACAAAAACAAAACGUAGUGGACCCAUAAGUAAUUGAAUUUUUGAGACACAUCAUCAAUGCCAGUAUAAAAUAUAUGUUUUGUUUUGGUAAAUAACAGCGAUGGAUUAUAAUAUCAGUAGAUUAUGUCGCAUUUGUUUGGAGGAAGGUGUGUUUACAUCGAUAUUUAACACGGAUUUGGUUGCGAUGGCACCGGCAGAUAUGUUGGUAAUGUGUGCCAAUAUCAAGGUAUCAAAGAAUGAUGGUCUGCCUACCACUAUUUGCAACAAUUGCAUGUACCGGCUGGGAGUUGCAUUUCACCUGAAACAACAAUGCGAAAAUUCCGAUAUGAGAUUGAGGCAAUACAUUGGAUUGAUGACCGGAGUCUAUUCCAAUUCAAUGGAUAAAGAAACGAUGACUGACGAUUCCUGGUUAACAUUGGACAAAAAGGGCGAAGAAAGUGAACGUAAAAUAAAUAAAAAAAAAUCUAGUGGACGGAGCAGAUACAAACCAAAACCACCGGAAGACCGGAAGAAAAGAGGCCCGAAACCAGUGCCUAAAAUUCCUCAAACUUGUUAUCAGUGUCAUAAAACAUUCAAAUGUGCUGCUCAGCUUCAGAUGCAUUUAAGGACUCAUAGUGGAGAGAAACCUUUUUCAUGCAAUUAUUGUUCCAGAAGGUUUGCUCAAAAGCACAAUCUGUCAAUUCAUAUUAGGACACAUACAGGAGAGCGACCUUAUCAAUGUGAAAUCUGCAGUAGACAGUUUUCGGCACUAGGUAAUUUUCAAGCACAUAAGAAAAUUCAUGCCAACCAACGUGACCACAUGUGUCCGUCGUGCAAUAAAGCUUUCAUCACUUCCGGAGACCUUGCCCGACACAUGGUGUCCCACUCUGGCAUCAAAAACUAUCACUGUGAUAUUUGUGCGAAAAGCUUUGGCCGUAACCGGGACAUGGUCGUGCACAAGAAGAAAGUUCAUUUGAACGAUCGGGCCAGCGAAAACUACAAAUGUAUCGAAUGCCAUAAAGUUUUUGCUACGGUGGACAGCUUGAAUAUCCACAUGCGCAUCCACAAUCCCAUGCCAUCGGUACCGAUCAUGCCUCCACCACCCCCACAGCCACAACCGCACAUACAGCAACCGAUUGCCAUUGCACCACAUCACAGUCUAGGGCCGACUCCGCUGGGCGUAGGUCUUGGAAUGCUGCCCCACACUCAUACCCAAAGUACUUACCAUACUCAGAUGCACCCCGCUCAACGAUUGCAUCCUUAUUAAAUGUCACAUCCAACAAAUUUGUAAUUCCUUAGGAUAUCGUUUUUUUCGGAUCGAAAAAUAAACACACAAGCGUUCUAUGAUUUCAUAACA
Armigeres subalbatus is the source of this 1386-nucleotide messenger RNA. Its product is annotated as zinc finger protein 32-like. Gene Ontology annotation, biological process: regulation of transcription by RNA polymerase II. The transcript has 5 exons. NCBI's taxonomy places the organism in Eukaryota, Metazoa, Arthropoda, Insecta, Diptera, Culicidae. Gene Ontology annotation, molecular function: zinc ion binding; RNA polymerase II cis-regulatory region sequence-specific DNA binding; DNA-binding transcription factor activity. The record is from RefSeq and is a predicted model, not a curated record. Bases 151 to 1296 code for a protein of 381 amino acids. Gene Ontology annotation, cellular component: nucleus.